AUGCUCGCCCUCUUCAGUCUCAACUAUCAGUACACUAAGCCAUUCGCGGCAAGAUGGGACCAAACACUCACCUGGGCUCUGAUCACUGCCAUUGGCGAGGAUGGUGAUAUCAGUUGCAGCCUGUUCCCGGGCCCCGGAGCCAACACGUCGACAACAAAUGGGGGUGGGAAGAAGAAGACGGAGUUCCACUUCGCGCUCACUGUGAUCCUGUUCGAGAACCACGAAGAGUAUGGAGACGACUUUGCGCGCAUUGAGGCAGAGAAGGGCAAGGUGAAGACAGCACUGCGGAGGACAUGGACUGGUAAGAUAAAGAAUAAGAUCAGUGUGCUGAUCAGGGAGACACGCAAGCACAUGGCCAUGAUGUGUGACACCGGCGAGGGUCUCACAUCCCAAGAGCUUGAGGAGCUCCAGGUUACAGAUCCUGACCUGUACAAUAAGUGGUUGUACUCACCUCGGGUUCAAUCAGAGGUCAUCAAGGCCGAGUUCCCAUGGUAUAGGGAGCUGCGAGACCUCAUUGGCAACCGUCUGAACAGUAAUCCAGUGGGCCUAGGGAAUAGCAGGAGUGAUGUGGACGUCUCUGUGCUCUCAAAUGGUCCCCAGGCAACCUCUGACACAGAGUCUGAGGAUGCGGAUGUCGUCGAUCUCACGGUGGAUGUGGCCGCUACGACUGAUGAGCCAAACACUGCACAACACACCGCGGACGUACACUAUUCACCUUUCCAUGACAAUGACGAGCUCUAUGCCACCUCGUCCACACCGCCAAUGCUUCGAGACGAAGGCACCGAGUCUGCUGAAGAGGGUGCAGCAGCCCCUGAGCCCGCAAAGCACAAACGGAAGAUGCCGUCCACGGAGUUAAGUGAUGGAGAGGAGGAUGAUGCGGAUGUGGGCGAGGGCAAAGCCACGACUAAGGUAGCUUCGACUGAGAAGGAUCGCCCCAAGCUGGCCAAGACAAGCAAGAAGGCAACAGCCAACCCAGCCACCAUGCCGAGCAAGACUCACCCCACGCCGAGCAAGACUCACCCCACGCCGAGCAAGACUCACCCCACGUCGACGAGCAGCAAAGGCACGAGCAGCAAGAAGUCAAAAGCGACUGAUGUGAAGGGCACCAAAAAGCUAAAGUAUUCGGAGGACUUUACCAAGAUCGCAAUCACUGAAGAGCAUACAAAACAGAAGCAGCUCGACCUGAAGCGCAUGGACAAGCAGUACAAGUUGGAGAAGCUGAGGAUGAAGGCCGACAUGAAGAAGGAGACAAUCCGAGCAAAGGCUGAGCUCGAGAAGGUCAAGCUACAGGCUGCCAUGGAGUACCGGCUGGCGAAGCUCAAGUACGGUAGGGGCAGCACGGCUCCUGCUCAAGGCCCUUUCACAGGCUUCAGCGAACAAGCCCAGGCUGGUCCGUCAGCAUUCACGGACGGGCGAGGUCAGCAUGGCCGUGGCGCCCCAGCGUCGCUUGACGAGCAACUUCCAUGGCAGUUCACUCCGGAGCGAGCCAGGAGUGUGACACCUGUGAUGUCUGAUCCCAUGCAGCACCACGACUUCAAUUUCCCGCCCGCAGACUUUGGUGGUGCAGAUAACUGGCCUCUUAUGGAUGAUCGUGAUGGCACCAAUGCAUACUCCUCGCUCCUCCGCCUCGCACUGCAUGGCAAAAGCAUGGAGGCCGAUGCAAGCUUUGAUCCAGUAGGUAGCGAGUUUGUGGGACUUCUCGUCCUGGAUGUUGAUGCAAAGGUGCUUGAGAGACUGAAAGUGGCCCUUGAGGAAGCCAAUUGCAUGCUCGGAGCGAACUCGGAUGAUGGAUACAUGGUUGUUGAACUUCUCAUUGUCUGGGAGGUCACGGUCAGGCCACUUGUAUGGUGCGACCACCCAUACAUCAAUCUUCAAGUCAUGUAUAUGAUUGUAAGCCUUUGGCAGAGCAAUUUUGAAGUCUACGAUGUACCGGAUAUGCAGAAUCCGCCCACACAAAUUCACCCUCAUCUAGGUCUAGGAUAUCAGCAUGGUUGA
This is a messenger RNA of Fomitopsis serialis, 1995 nucleotides long. RefSeq lists its product as uncharacterized. Lineage: Eukaryota; Fungi; Basidiomycota; Agaricomycetes; Polyporales; Fomitopsidaceae. The transcript is spliced from 6 exons. The record is from RefSeq and is a predicted model, not a curated record. Bases 1 to 1995 code for a protein of 664 amino acids.